CUCCAUCCAGGCAUCCAAUCCAGUUGCAGUCAACAUAAUCAUAAAUAUUUAAUUUAAGUUGUCAAUCAAAUAUUGCAGCAAGUGACAUAAAAAAUUCGUGUUCAACACAGAAAACUAAUCUUAAGACUAUUUAGAUAAAACAAACAGCAGGAAAAAACUGUGAAGUUGUUAAUAAAUUUCUAAUGUAAUCACACAAAACAGAUGAAAUAUGAAAAUUAAGUAGAUAAGAAGAGAAAACAUUUUCACAUAAUAUUCAACAAAACUUUAUUAAAGUGAAUAUAAGCAACCAUCAGGUUGUAAAUUUACUAAUGUGGUUGAAGAGAUAAGCAUCGUCCUGUGCAGAAAGUUGUUUUAAAUAAGAUAAAGUUAAACUAGCAUCAUAAAAAUCAAAAUGACUUACAGUUUGUUAUUCCUACUUCCGCUUAUGAGCACAUUUUUUGGAUUUGUAGCUAGCUUAGAAGAAGAUUGUGUAGAUUUUCAAGGAAAUACGGUCGCACACGGGCUGCUAUAUGUUCCAGGCCCGGGUGUUUGCAGUUUGUGUGUUUGCUAUCACUCUGAACCACUCUGGUGUAAAUCGAUAUACUGCGACCCUCCAUAUUUUUGUAAAAAGUUCCGAGUAGGUGAAAAGUGCUGUGAGUUUGAAUGUCUAGACCCACCAGGAGAAAACGACAAGUAUGAGGAGCGCAUGAGACAAAAAGAGAAAAUCCUUGCAGGCACGAGUUUCGAGCCAUCGCUUAAGCCUUUGACAUUUCCUGUGAUUAUCAAUAUUGAAAUUUUAUUGUACGCAGUAAAGAGAAUGUUACAAUAGUUUUGAAUCAGAUUAGAAAUUUGUUGACACGCAUUCAGAUUGUGCGGUAAAUGGGAUCAGUUAGACUUAUGUACAUAAAUGCUUCAAUGGAAUCGAUAAGGUAUGAAAGUCGUUCCUAAGUCUUAUGUCGAAUAGUUUAUGGAAGUUUUGUUUUAUUUAUUUUGUUUAAUGAAUUUCACAAGAAAUGCUAAUGAAGUAAUUAAGAAGCUCAAGAUAGCAGAAAUUUACUAGUCUACUGAUAAUAAAUUACUUUAAUAAAAUCUAUCUUUAACUUAUUGUACCUUUCGAACCAUUACAAGUUGUUUUAUACAUCAAAAUUUUAAGUCAAUUAAUAAUGACUUUUGAAAAUAAGUUAAAAUUAUGUUUCUAAUCUAAUCUAUUUUAAAUUCUUAACAAUUCAAAAGAAGAAAACAAAGUUAAUUAAUUAUCCACUGCAGACACAUAAAACUAAGCAAUGAAAUCUUUUAACGACAUUAAACAUUUUAAUUAAUUACAUUAAGAUAAAGUGUUGAGAACUUUGUUUCAAUUAUUUUUAAAACAUCCAAUCGUCCAAAGAAUUAAAGCACGUGUCAACUACAUAUCGUUUGCUAGAAAUGGAUAUGGAAUAUUCUGUUAAGUUUGAGGAACUAAUCGAUAGAAAGUUUUUAUAAAUCGGCCCAAUAAAAUUUAAUAUCAUCAAAUGUAAUCGAAAAUUAUUGAGAAAUAAAACUUUAAAAAAAAAUUGUAUAAUUAAUAGAAUGUCGAAAAUUACUCUAUGAAUAAACAUUCUAAAAUUAAAAUGAAUAAAAAGGUAUCUAUAUAAAUCACAAUAUUUAUCAGAAAAAUUGUGAUAAAAUUAAUAAAACUACAAGGUAUCAAAAUAAAUACCAAGAGACAACCUUUUAAAUUCUAUUAAAUAGUGAUAUCAAUUCAAAAAAGUUGUUCCCUCUUUUUGCAAAUUCUGCUGCUUAAAUACAGGUUUUUAUUACACAAACCUUCUAGAAUGAAAGAAAAUGGCAAUAAAAAACUUACACAGAUAUGCUAAUAAUACAAUGGAGAUUUACAUUUUUAAGUAAUUUAAUAAAAAAAUACUUCAAAACUAUAUGAUUAAAUUUCACUUAAUUAAAUUUGUCUCAGAUUUCAAGAAAAUGUAUUCUUAAUCUUUCCCUGAAAUAAAUAUGAUAUCAAAUUAUAAAUAUUAAAGAGUUCUUAAUUGUAUUUAAUUAUGCUAUGAGUAGCAGUUCCUUUAAUAUUUUUUUCAUGAAGGAUAUAUCUCGACACCUCAACUU
Molecule: messenger RNA, 2076 nt
Organism: Clunio marinus
Lineage: Eukaryota; Metazoa; Arthropoda; Insecta; Diptera; Chironomidae
Source: the annotation of a GenBank genome assembly